GCUCAAAGUUGUUCGUUGCCAGCCUGAAACUAGCGCAUUGGUACUAUCAGGCAUAUCGACAAACCAUAUGGGGGCCAUACUGCUGAAUUCCCCAGACAGAAGCUGCCACCAGUUUCAGCUAAACGAUAGAGGGAGUACUGUUGCUAGCAUUGGCCAUUGAUGGGAUUGUCCAUUCCUCAAAGAGUUCAGCGUGCAUCUGAGUCGCUGUCAAAUUUGGCUUUGCUUAGCUUUCACAAGAUACUAGUAGCAGGCUAUUGUUAUCACCUGAGGCAACAGAAGAUGGAGAGUGCUCGUACAUCGCCGGCGUUAAAGACCGAGCCCGUGUCAGGUGGCUUCAGCGUGGAGCCGGUCUCUCCACGGGCUUCCUCGGGGACAAAUCGCAGUGGCUUCGGGGACAGCUACGCUUGUGACUUGAGCGCCUUCCAUCAAAUAUUUCCAUGUGGGCAUGAAGGAUUACCCAAAAAAUCCCAAUUUAUCUGCAGGGAUGCAAGAACAGAGGCAGGGAAAAGAUCAGAAGGAGAGCACCCAGGGAAAGGAAAGGAAGAAAGGUUACCAAAAGCAGCAUGCAUGAAUGCAAGAAAAGGGCAGGCAUGAGUAGAGGAGAGGAUUAAGAGUGAGAAAAGAAUACCCACACACCAAAGCAACUUUGCAGCUACUACCUCUCUUCGAUUCGAUUAAAUAACGCUGCAACCUGCACACACCAAGAUGCACCCACCCCAGCCCACCCAUCUCAGCAAUGGCAUUCUGAAUUUCUUCUUUCACUUCUAGAUGCACGCAGCACACUAGCUAGCCUGCUAUGAUCAAAUCAGCUUCUGCCUUGACUAAUUUAUUAACCGACCAAUGACCAUCAUCCCGGAGUUACCCGUGGUAAAAGAAGCGCUCUGAAAUUUGGUGUACUCCAUUGACCGGUGAUCUGAUCGAUUGUACGAUUAGCUCUGACACUCCCUUACAGCCCAGCAGUUUGUCGCUGGCAAGCGGAUCUAUCUGAAUUUGCACAUGGUUUUAGUGGCCAGUUUAUCCCUGAAAUGCAAACAAUUUUUACUUGAACAAAUGCAAAUACUUUAGUUACAUGGGACUUUAAAGUUACGUGUCUUUUGUUACUGACAUGUGGUUCAAAGAUGUCGUAACUUUAAAAGCAGAGGAUCUUAAUCAGUUAUGCACUAGUAUUCUACUAAAGUUUUUCACUAAU
This is a messenger RNA of Oryza brachyantha (malo sina), 1189 nucleotides long. RefSeq lists its product as uncharacterized. The transcript is spliced from 4 exons. NCBI's taxonomy places the organism in Eukaryota, Viridiplantae, Streptophyta, Magnoliopsida, Poales, Poaceae. The record is from RefSeq and is a predicted model, not a curated record. Bases 160 to 594 code for a protein of 144 amino acids.